AAAUAUAUGCUCCGUAGUCCGUAUAUAACAUACUCCGUAUAUCGAUAGAUUCAGGCACAUAUAUAGGCAGGCAUAGUUUAUACAAGGAGUACGUUAGUCUGUUCCUGCUAUUGAGUUCUGGACUGUGUCAGAGAGAUGGAUGCCUAUGCUGUGCAUCUGGCCAUGGCGGCACUGGUGGGAGCGUCAGUGGUCGCGGUGUCCGCGUUCUAUAUGCACCGGAAAACCCUAAAUCAACUACUGGAGUUCGCGAAGACCAUGGAGAGGGAUGCCGACUCAAAGCACGGCUCCUCAGAGAGGCGGCCCGGUCGUGUCAGGCGUAAAGGGAAAGCGAAUCACUGCCGCGCGCCCGCCUCAUUGCCGGAUGUCACCGUGAUCUCUGGCUCCGGUGGCUGCGAAGUGGAUGAUGGGAGGAAUGCCCACUCUCUUGUGGAUACUAUACCUGUUGGCUUGCCACCCCUUCACACCCGUCCUGAAGGGAAUUCUGGUCACGUGGGUUCAUAUAAAAGAGCUGGACACCCUCUUCGACCUACUUCUCCUAGGUCUCCAGUUGCUAGUGUUAGUGCAUUUGAAAGUGUUGAAGGAUCUGAUGAGGAAGAUAAUCUGACGGAGAACACAAAACUCGAUACUAUCUAUCUUCACACUAACGGAGAUGCGGGACCAGAGUGUGAAGGGAUGUACCAGAAUAUGCCUGACCAUGUCAAUGGGGAACAAGUAUCUUUACCUGCACCAAGUAUGAUUCGCUCCCAUAGCGUGUCUGGUGACCUACAUGGCGUUCAACCUGACCCUAUAGCUGCAGAUAUACUGAGGAAGGAGCCCGAGCAAGAAACUUUUGUGCGAUUGAGAAUUUCUCCAAUGGAGACACCAUCUCCUGAUGAAUGUGAUGUUUACUGGAAUCUACAAGAGUGUCUUAAAAAGAGACAGAGUUAUGUAUUUAGGGAGCGUGUAACUCCUUGGGAAAAGGAAAUAAUAUCUGAUCCCGGUACACCAAGGCCUAACCCGAAUCCUUUUUACUACAUACCAGAGGGUAAAUCUGAUCAUUAUUUUCAGAUGGAAGACGGAGUGGUCCAUGUUUAUCCAAAUAAAGAUUCAAAGGAGAAGCUUUUCCCUGUUGCCGAUGCAACAACUUUCUUCACUGACCUGCACCAUAUACUUAAAGUCAUAGCAGCUGGGAACAUUCGAACUCUCUGCCACCAUCGUCUAGUACUUUUAGAACAAAAAUUCAACCUUCACUUAAUGCUUAAUGCGGAUAGAGAAUUUCUAGCUCAGAAAAGUGCACCACAUCGUGAUUUCUAUAAUGUCAGAAAGGUUGAUACUCAUGUUCAUCAUUCAGCAUGCAUGAACCAGAAACAUCUACUGAGAUUUAUAAAGUCAAAGCUAAGGAAAGAGCCGGAUGAGGUUGUUAUAUUUCGUGAUGGGACAUAUAUGACCUUAAAGGAGGUGUUUGAGAGCUUGGAUUUGACUGGGUAUGACCUGAAUGUUGACCUAUUGGAUGUCCAUGCUGACAAGAGUACCUUCCACCGUUUUGACAAAUUUAAUUUGAAGUAUAACCCUUGUGGUCAAAGUAGGCUCAGGGAGAUUUUUCUGAAGCAGGAUAAUCUUAUCCAGGGCCGCUUUCUUGGUGAAUUGACAAAGCAAGUAUUUUCAGAUCUUGAAGCAAGUAAAUACCAGAUGGCUGAAUACAGAAUAUCAAUAUAUGGUAGGAAGAUGAGUGAGUGGGACCAGUUAGCAAGCUGGAUUGUGAACAACGAGCUUUAUAGUGAGAAUGUUGUUUGGUUGAUACAACUUCCCAGACUCUACAAUGUGUACAAGGAGAUGGGCAUUGUGACUUCGUUUCAGAACAUUCUCGACAAUAUCUUUCUCCCUUUAUUUGAAGUUACUGUAGAUCCUGAUUCACAUCCUCAGUUGCACCUAUUUUUGAAAAAGGUAGUUGGAUUAGAUUUGGUAGAUGAUGAAAGCAAGCCAGAAAGAAGGCCAACAAAACACAUGCCAACACCAUCUCAGUGGACCAACAUUUUCAAUCCUGCGUAUUCGUACUACGUGUACUAUUGUUAUGCUAAUCUUUAUACCCUUAAUAAGCUGCGUGAAUCGAAGGGCAUGUCAGUUAUCAAAUUCCGCCCUCAUUCUGGAGAGGCCGGUGACAUUGAUCACCUUGCUGCUACAUUUCUUACUACACACAACAUUGCUCACGGAAUCAAUUUGAGAAAAUCUCCUGUGCUUCAGUACCUGUACUAUCUAGCCCAGAUUGGAUUGGCAAUGUCUCCUCUAAGUAAUAACUCUCUAUUCUUGGACUAUCACCGUAACCCUUUUCCCAUGUUCUUUAUGCGGGGUCUCAAUGUUUCUCUCUCAACGGAUGAUCCAUUACAAAUCCACUUAACAAAAGAGCCAUUGGUGGAGGAGUAUAGUAUAGCUGCUUCAGUUUGGAAGUUGACUUCAUGUGAUCUAUGUGAGAUUGCCCGCAAUUCAGUCUACCAAUCCGGUUUCUCACAUGCUCUCAAGUCCCACUGGAUCGGGAAGGAGUACUUCAAGAGAGGCCCAGAUGGAAACGAUAUCCACAGGACAAAUGUGCCACACAUCCGACUGGAAUUCAGAGAAAUGAUAUGGAGGGAGGAGAUGCAACAGGUUUAUCUUGGCAAGGCUGAGUUUCCUGAAUAUAUUGACCCAUGACGUGCUCGGUAAAUGCAUUUUGCAGGCUUGUGUAUAAGCUGUAUCCAGAGGGUAGUAGUCUAGUAGCCGGUAAUUGGUCCCGGUUCGCCAAGGGACUCUGCUGACACGUGCAACCCAGUGAAAGAUUUUGGACAUUUUUGGUGUAUGGGACCCCCAAUAACCUCAAAUGGCCAUGUAUAUCAUCAUUUCUAGUGAAGGUUCUGUUAUACGGAUGAAGCACUAGGAUUGGGGCUUAUUAGUGCUGCAGUAUGAUUAUAAAUUAUGUUACGGAGUAAUGAUCACAGCACCAAGGGGAAUUGGCUCCUAACAUUUGAUGAGGACAAAUUUUGUUACUAGCGGCAAUUAAUGACAUUUCAAGUGCCUAAUUAAUGACAUUUCAGGUGCCUUGAGGAACCUAGCAUUUUGUUGUCUAUUUUUAAGAGUAAAUUCUAUAAAUAGUC
Molecule: messenger RNA, 3104 nt
Organism: Cuscuta campestris
Lineage: Eukaryota; Viridiplantae; Streptophyta; Magnoliopsida; Solanales; Convolvulaceae
Source: the annotation of a GenBank genome assembly